Molecule: messenger RNA, 492 nt
Organism: Cutaneotrichosporon cavernicola
Lineage: Eukaryota; Fungi; Basidiomycota; Tremellomycetes; Trichosporonales; Trichosporonaceae
Exons: 1
Coding region: 1-492 (163 amino acids)
Source: RefSeq, a predicted model, not a curated record
AUGCCUCCCUCCCGCCACCGCCUUAGUGUUGAGGCGCGCGCCGCCCGCUCAGCGCGACAGGAAGACCGGGUCCAGCGUCGCCGCACCCCGCCCAACUUGGCGCGACACUUCCAGGCCUUUCGGGACGCCACGAACCGGCUCGACGACCUGCUCCUAAUCGUUGAGCGGCUGCUGCACAUCAUGGAGCUACACGGCCUGGCUCACCCGUACGAAACCCUGUGGGAAUACUACGAGGACGCGACGCACCUCGCCGAGCGCGCGCGCUGUCUCGGCUUUGCACGGCAUACUUGGAACAAGGCCGCAGUCGAGGGAUACAUCCAGUUGGUGGGUGUCGUGGGACAGGCACAGGCGUUCGAGAACCGUAGUUGGGCAUGGCAUGGGACGAGCGCGGCCGAGAUUUGGGCAUGUAUUGCCGACGCGGCGAUAGUUGUCAUUCAGACGAUUCGGCGGGCCGCAACCGCCGCAGUGAGGGCGAGGGAGAUUGCUAGCUAG